This is a messenger RNA of Neurospora tetrasperma FGSC 2508, 2364 nucleotides long. RefSeq lists its product as uncharacterized. The record is from RefSeq and is a predicted model, not a curated record. Lineage: Eukaryota; Fungi; Ascomycota; Sordariomycetes; Sordariales; Sordariaceae. The transcript has a single exon. The coding region runs from base 1 to 2364 and encodes 787 amino acids.
AUGAGCGACAACGACCGUGUGAUCGGCAACCCCGUCCAAAAGGCGAUGGACGCGGUUGUGGAAGCCUGGGAGUCGGCACUCAACAAGAUUCGGGAGUGCAAGCAGGAAUACCAAGCCCAGUUGGAGGAGCUUGCCGGUCUGGGAGGCAUUCCCACGCCGGCUCAGGCUCUCGGCGUUUUGACGAGCUUCUACGAGAGGGUUAAGGGCCUCAGAAACACGCUCAACCAGCCUGCGCCGCACGAAGCUCUUUCUCAAGUCGAGGUUGCCCCAGCCAAUGCAGCUUGGAUGGCUGCCGUCCAAGCUGCCGUCACGCCCGCACCCAGAAAGAGACUGAGGGAGCUGGUCUUGCCCGAAACCCAAGUCGCCGCCAAAUCCGCUCCUGUCAACGCCGAGAGCUCUGAGCAGCAGGGAACCACUGCUGAGCUCGAGGUCGAGUCACCCUCUGCUUCUUGUGGCUCCCAGGGCGAGGAUGUCAACAGCAGAAAGGAUAAGGGCAAAGACAAGACCGUUGACACUGCCGCUACUACCACCGCAACCCCGACCAAAUUGAGCGGCAACAGCAAGUCCGGCUCGGGGUCCAUCGUCUCCAAGAAGGACAUCAAGGGAAAGGGCAGAGCCAAGUCCAACUCUCCCUCACCCGAACCUUUCUCUGCCAAAACCCUUCAGAGAAUCACCAACACAGUCAGGAAGACUAACAGGCUUCCCCUCAUCAAGCCUGUGUCCAUGCUCAAAUUUGCCCGUGGUCCUGCUGCUGCUGCUGCUCCAUCAGCCCCUGGUCCCAGCCGCCCUGAGCAGCGCGCCGUCACGCCCGAGCCUGAGCCAGAGUCGGAUUCUGAAUCUGAGUCUGUGUACUUGUCCGUGUUGCAGUUUCAUGACAGCUCCUCUUCCCCUCCUGAUGCUUCUUCCACUCCUGGUCCGUCUGCGACUUCCGCUGCCGUCGCUGCUGCAAGUGUUCCCGGGGUUUCUGCCUCAUACCACACGGAGGAGCAGUCAAUUGUCAGAACUGACGAUGCAACAAGCAAUGACGAAGUUGUCGACUUCGACCCUACCACUACCGCGACUAGAGUUAACAGCAGCCCCAGCGCGAGCGGAUCAGAAUCCAACAGCGUCACGUCCAACGAGAUCCAGGAGACGCAUGACAGUGCGGACAUUGAGAAGACGGGAGGAAACAACAUCAAGGACGCAAAAGGCAAGAACAGGGCCAGCGACACUCCCACGAAGACAACCACCACUGCCAGCGGAUCUGGAAGGAUUUCCUCCAAGAAAGAUCUGAAGGGAAAGGGCAAAGCCAUUGCCAGAUCGCCCUCUCCUGUUGCUUCUUCCAUGACAAGCAACAGUUACAAAGUCACGAAGAGCAAGAAGGACAAUAAGGAGAACAAGCCAUUCUCCAGGCGUAGUCCACCUGUCACAGGUUCAUCGGAGCCUGUGUUGAACGACAAGUUCAACAACAACAUCAACAACAACAACAUCCAAGAGGAGAUCAUUGUCAAGCUGGACAAAGGAAAGGGAAAGGCAAUUGACACUCCCACUCACAUCCCUAUUUCUACCACCACAGAGGAUGUCAACAACAAAGACGAAGUCAUUGUCACCACUACCAGUGCUUCUACCACAGCGGAAGCCAGCAACAACAACAACAACAACAACAAACCCAGCGCCAGCAACAGCGCCAGCACAUCCGCCUCCGGCCGCGGCACCAACCCCCCCAAAAAAGACCUAGAGGGCAAAGGCAAAGCAACCACCACUUUGCCUUCCAGAUCCCCCUCUCCCGGCCCUUCCUCACCCAAAACCAAACCUACCACCAAAAGCACCGACAAAGCCAAGAUCACCAAAGUGACCAAACAACCUGCCGCCGCCCGUGAGCGCCAAACAAUCAAGCGCUCCCUAGCCAAAAAGGGCCACCACUGGGCCUUCAAACUCGAAUCCCACUUUGCUCGAUCAGCCGAGGACGUCGCCAUCAACCAAGACAAGUAUUUCAUCCUUUGCUGUCCAGCGCCCAAUUGCCCGUCGCCCAACUUUGGUGGUAAACAUCCUUUUAGAGAAGGAAGGGCGGUCGCGCACUUUGCUGCUGGUGGUGCUGCCGCCGGUGAUGGUGGUGCUGGUGAUGCUGCCGCUGCUGCUGGAGAUGACACUAGAAAUACUUGUUUGAUGGAGAUCGAUGGUGAGGAGAAUGAUGAAAACAGAGACGAAGACGGAGACGUACAAAUGACGGAAGCAGAAAUCUUUGAGCGGUUCGGAGCCGAGAUCGUGCAGGAGCAAAAGCGGUGGCCUGUCGAUGAUAAGUGGGCUUUGAAGAAUAAUCGCGAGUUGUGUAUGAAGGUUGGGGAGGCGGGGGAGGAGAGGGAGGGGAUGUUGAGGGAGUUGUGA